AUACGUGACAAAAUGAUGUUGAAACAAGCACAAAAGCACGCGUAAUGGAGUUGUCACCACAAAUUUAAAAAAAAAGUGAUUUAAAGGAAAUAUACAGUCAUGUGACUUUAACAAAAACUUUAAAAGCGAAAGCUUCCUCAUUUCGACGCGCACUUUUUUUUCCUUGGAUCAAUGUUGAAUUCAUUGUCGUUUAUCGUUGUUUAUACAGAGACUAGAGGAUUGUUAUUAAUAUAACGGAUUUUGUGGUUCGUGUAUGUGUUAACCCACAUACAAACGUAAUUGAGUUAUCCAUUAAAAAUUAAAAUGUAUUACAAUAGAACUAUAUCCGUUACAGAGAACAUGAAUGAUAGUAUCACAGAAGGACUCGGGGACAAUUCAAAAAGUUCUGAAGGAUUAACUUUACAACUCCGCUUUCACAGAACGACUUUUGAAAUAGCGUUCACCUGUGUGACUUUUACUGUUGCGUUCUUUGGAUUCGUUGGGAAUCUUGUGACUAUAGGUAAAAUCGUACGCGAUUCCAAAUACCACACACCGACAUUUGCUGCUAUCGGACUUUUAGCUUUUGCAGAUUUCCUGUCGGUCACAUUUUCAAGUUUUUCUUGGUUGACAAACAUUUGGAUGUUAUGGAGUUAUGGUGUUGAGAUCACGUUAAUCAGUAUGUUCAGUUCGUACAUUCAUGUGUGUUUAAUGUCCGCUGUAAGAUAUUUAAUUACAGUCCAUCCCCUACAGAGCAGACAACAUCUAACUGUAACAGCGGUGUGUUUGUGUUCACUCACAAUGUGGAUAUUUAGCGGAAUAACUGUUACCUUUAUAAGACAAAUACAACUAAAUAUAGACGAUUCUAGUAUAGUUGAUUUACUUGUCAUUAUAUUUAUACCGUUAACAGUGUGUUCUAUAAUUAUAACGUUACAUGUUAAAAAAAUCAGAACAUUACGCAGUUCUAUGUCUGUAACAGAUCAGGCACAAAGAAGGAUGAACAUUGUUGUCACUGUGAUCACUAGUAUAUUUGUAUUAUUUAACUUGUCUCUUAUCGUAAACUAUACACUAUUCUUGAUUUAUGAUUAUGCACCGUCUCAAUGUUUAGUAUGUCAAAAAAUUUACUUUUAUUAUUUUUAUGUUUUCAUGGGAUGUGUAAACGUUUCCUGUAAUCCUUAUAUACUAUUUCUCUCACAAUUUAUCUAG
Messenger RNA from Magallana angulata, 1182 nucleotides. RefSeq names its product somatostatin receptor type 5-like. Gene Ontology annotation, biological process: neuropeptide signaling pathway. Bases 304 to 1182 code for a protein of 292 amino acids. Gene Ontology annotation, cellular component: membrane; neuron projection. The transcript has a single exon. The record is from RefSeq and is a predicted model, not a curated record. Gene Ontology annotation, molecular function: neuropeptide binding; G protein-coupled receptor activity. NCBI's taxonomy places the organism in Eukaryota, Metazoa, Mollusca, Bivalvia, Ostreida, Ostreidae.